AUAAACCCUAGCCAGGGGAGGAGAUGUGGCGGUCAGCUGCGGCUCGUCAGCUUUUCCAGAGGAGCUUGUGCAGUGGCCAUGGAUCAUUAACAACUACUCAACCUGCACCGCGACUUGUCUUGCACUAUGACAAGAUCAACACAUCCCUCAUUCUUUUUGACAGUUCCUAUUACAGCAUCGGCAGCCAUGGUUGGUUGAUGAAAGAAUUUGGGGCCCUGCUUGCGUUGGCUCACCGAGGUACCAAAUGCACCAUUCACCAGCGCAAGCAUUGCAAUAGCUCCUACUGGAGCUGCCCGUAUAGCCGCCCUGACUUAGACUACGACCCGGACAUGCCACCGUCCGUGACUGAGCUCAUGCCUUGCCAGAUUGAGAGCAUCGAGGCCACCGGCUGCCUUUCUACUUUCGAGCUUGGUAUCAGAUACAAGACGGACUCGGUGGUGAUCAGCGAUGAAGAUCGAGAGAUAGAUCGUGCAAAAUUAUCCAAGGAAUAUAAGGAGUUUAUGCACGCGUGGCGUAACAAGGAGAUAAAUUGCGCAAGAUUAUCUGAGGAAUGUUUGGACAUCUGGCAUAACAGGGUCCCUACAAAUUGUGUGCUACUCUCGGUUCCUUCAAAGGCACUCAAGUACAAGGCAUUGCAAUGGAACCUUGAGCGCGAUUUUUGCAACAACUUCCCGCUGGAGAUUUUGCCACACGAGUUUGUGACGAAUGCGGCCAGCUCCAAUACGAGGCUGAAGGAAAAAGAUGCCAUACUUGAGUUGGGUGAGGCGGUGCUGCAGGGGAUCAGGAGAUGUGUUGUAGUGGAUCUCCGGGGCAUUGGGAUCAUGAAAAAGGUGGGGUUGUUUCUACCUGGUGCUACUGUGGAUAAGCUGCGAGGAAUUCCCCAGCCAGGCCCGGGGCUUGCUCCUUAG
Selaginella moellendorffii is the source of this 908-nucleotide messenger RNA. RefSeq lists its product as uncharacterized. The transcript has 2 exons. The record is from RefSeq and is a predicted model, not a curated record. Lineage: Eukaryota; Viridiplantae; Streptophyta; Lycopodiopsida; Selaginellales; Selaginellaceae. The coding region runs from base 24 to 908 and encodes 294 amino acids.